Molecule: messenger RNA, 546 nt
Organism: Hibiscus syriacus
Lineage: Eukaryota; Viridiplantae; Streptophyta; Magnoliopsida; Malvales; Malvaceae
Exons: 2
Coding region: 36-335 (99 amino acids)
Source: RefSeq, a predicted model, not a curated record
UCCUAAAAAGAAAACGCAGAGAGAAAGUAAAACCAAUGGAGGGGGCAUCCAAGGUAAUCAUGAGCGCAACACUGAUAAUGGUGGUGAGCCUGGCUAUUGUAUUAGCUCUAAUCCUAGUACUGUUAGCCGAGCUCUUUUGCUCUCUAUUACUCCGCUGGCGGCGGCUUAAAAACUCCACCUCUGCCUCCGGCCCUACCGUUACCAACACCGCAACUCCUGCACCUGCCUCUACAAACACUUUUUUCUACAUAUCGAAUCCCGUUUAUGACAAUGAUGCUGGUUGCAGCAAGCCAAAUACUCUGUUUGAGACUCCGAAUUCAUUGCCUUCCGUUUGAGCCUUCUCGUCAUGUUAAAAUACUCACUUCCAAUGACACCUCCAUCGAGUGAGUCCAAUGAAGAAGCUCCCAGCUCAGGCUUGUUCUGUGCCUCUUAAAGAUGCUAGCACAUUAGUCACUUCAGGCAUUGAUUCUAAUAGCAACAAUGGUGUUUCAUCAUCUUCAUCCGGUUCUCCAUGCACUUUUCCUUCAUGAUGAUCAGGGUUUCUGU